Molecule: messenger RNA, 2664 nt
Organism: Penicillium brasilianum
Lineage: Eukaryota; Fungi; Ascomycota; Eurotiomycetes; Eurotiales; Aspergillaceae
Source: the annotation of a GenBank genome assembly
AUGGAGAACCUUUCGCCCUCCGCGUUUGCGCCGGGCGCUUCGCAGUACAACGCUGCCCCCGAACCUUCUUUUCAAGACUCGUCAGUCGCAGAUGAUCACCAUUUGGCGGACGGCGCGGUUGCUGGAGAUAGCAACUACGUUCCUCGUCCGAAGCGCAUUGCAUGCGUGGUUUGCCGCCGGAGGAAGCUCAGAUGUGAUGGGAAACGGCCAAGUUGUGGAACAUGCUCUCGCUUGGGUCAUGAAUGCGCAUACGACGAAGUGCGCAAGAAGAGUGGUCCAAAGCGGGGAUACGUGAAGCAGUUGGAAGCGCGCCUGGCUCAAGUCGAAACCCUUCUCAAAGGCCAGGAGACUGAUCCUGCACCGCGCACCUCCCCACCUCAACCGAUCGAGACUUCAUUCAACGCGCCUAUCAACGAUGACUCGAUACUCGGUCUACCAGACAUCUCGGGUAUUGGAAAUGACAUUGGUGGUACGAUGCCUCCAUCUGCAGCUGGACUCGGGCCAUCGCAACCGAAUCCGAUGAUGUUCACAGGACCAACGGCUGCCUCCAACGAUUCGUCCUGGGACUUGAUUAGCUUGGGACUGGAGGAGCCUCUGCCGGCCCAGGAUGUCAUUGAAGAAUUGGACAACCUAUUCUUUGAGAAAAUCUAUCCCAUGAUGCCCAUCAUCCACCGCCCUCGUUACUAUGCCAGCCUAAACCUCGCUCCUCACAUGCGCCCACCUAUCUGCCUGCGGUACAUCAUGUGGUGUCAUGCAGCAUCCGUGAGCGACAAGUAUUACUUCUUGCACAAUCACUUCUAUCAACGCGCUCGUAAGUAUGCGGAAAUGGACGAGAUGAAAGGCUUUGGAGAGAAUAUAAUCAGCUUGGCGCAUUGCCAAAUGUGGAUUCUCACGGGCUCUUAUGAAUUCCGAAUGAUCUACUUCCCUCGAGCAUGGCUCAGCGUCGGCAAAGCGACUAGAUUGGCACUAAUGAUGGGUCUUCAUCGCUUGGAUGGCAAUGGGCUCGAUGUCAAACAGUCCAUCAUGCCACCCAAAGAUUGGACUGAGCGAGAAGAACGUCGGAGGACCUUUUGGAUGGCCUUCUGCACUGACCGCUAUGCCAGUAUUGGAACUGGCUGGCCGAUGGUCAUUGAUGAGAACGAUAUUAUGACCAACCUCCCGGCUUCUGAAGAAUCUUUCCUAAAAAGCAAGCCACAGCGUACGCUUCGCUUAUCUGAUAUCAUUGCUGGCGAAGGUGUAUCUACGCUGGCCCCCUUUGCCUGUGUUUGUGUCUUGGCCGACUUGUUUGGUCGAAAUCUUGUUCAUAUUCAUCGACCUCAGCCACAGGAUAAUGAUCAUGAUCUCAAUGGCGAGUUUUGGAAACGUCACCGGAGUCAUGAUAACAUUCUCCUUCACAUCGCACUUUCAUUACCCGAGCACCUUCGACUUCCAAGUGGCAUGGAUGACGUCAAUGUCAUCUUUGCCAACAUGAGUAUUCAUACAUCUACCAUCUGUCUUCACCAAGCGGCAAUUUUCAAGGCUGAGAAGAACAAGAUGCCAAACCAAAUCAUUACCGAGAGCAAACGCAGGUGCCUCGUGGCAGCGAAUCAAAUCUCGAGCAUUAUGAAGAUGAUCAGCCACAUGGACCUGUCAAGCUUGAACCCUUUCAUGUCAUUCUGCUUGUACAUCUCAGCGCGAGUAUUUGUGCAAUACCUCAAAUCUCGCCCGGAUGACUCGACAGUCUACUCCUCCUUGCAAUUCGUCAUCUCGGCUCUCAACGCGAUUAAAUCCAAAAAUCCACUUACAGAGUCCUUCUUGGUGCAACUAGAUGUUGAUCUUGAAGGAACGGGGAUCCGGGCUUUGGAUAACUCCAAGUCUGGUUCCGGGCUCAGCCAUGUCGCUCAAGCUCUGCAGUCUUAUUGCUCUGAAAACGUCGAUUGUACGCCUUUAUACAAUGUUCGCCAGUCACAAGGUAAUGGCGUACCAACCGAAUCUCCACAAGAUGGUUCGAAGCCGAGAACUUCUAAUCGCACUUUUGCGCCCGGCAUGACGACCUCUCUCCCCAGUCGGCACAGGGACUCACCCGUUAUCGAAUCUGACCGAGGGCCACUGGGCAGUGAAUCGCAGCAAUUUUUCCCUCAUCAUGUGCGAACUACGAACGGAAUCAUUGAUGGAGAUAUGGAUUUUUCGCCUGACUUUGGCCUUGGCGAGAGGAAUCCGCCUUCCGAUCAUCCCACUCCAUCAACUUUGAACUCCUCCUCCAACACGUCCUAUUCUAUGUCCGGGAUUGACAAUCCUUCACCCGGUAAAAAGCAGCCCAAUACGACCUCGAAUUAUCCAUCCUCAAGCUCCGCUACAUCCGUCGACAAAGGCCACUCUGUUCAAAUAUCUCCCGUAACGACAGAGUCUUCUCAGAUUCUUGAUAUGGGCCCUUUCGCUGGCCAGACAUAUCCAGCUAGCUCCGCUGGCCAGACAUAUCCAGCUAGCUCCGCUGGCCCUGUUGGUACUGCGGGUGCUGCCAACGUAUUCAAUCUGUCUAGUCGCUGGGACAUGCCUACCACAGGUCAGGACUUGAGCAACCUUGACUUCGAAAAUAUCAACGCGGAGGCAUUCAGUGAUGUCCAGUGGGCUCAAAUCUUGAAUACUGAAAAUGGACCCGGAUGGGAGAACUGGCGAUCAUCUUGA